Melopsittacus undulatus (budgerigar) is the source of this 3958-nucleotide messenger RNA. It is a transcript of the gene YY1, whose product is annotated as YY1 transcription factor. Gene Ontology annotation, biological process: regulation of transcription by RNA polymerase II. Gene Ontology annotation, cellular component: PcG protein complex; transcription regulator complex; chromatin. NCBI's taxonomy places the organism in Eukaryota, Metazoa, Chordata, Aves, Psittaciformes, Psittaculidae. The record is from RefSeq and is a predicted model, not a curated record. Gene Ontology annotation, molecular function: DNA-binding transcription factor activity, RNA polymerase II-specific; RNA polymerase II cis-regulatory region sequence-specific DNA binding. The coding region runs from base 353 to 1615 and encodes 420 amino acids. The transcript has 5 exons.
GGGCGGCUGCGGCACGGCGCGCCCCCGUAGGCUACUUGGCUGUCCUGGGUGAGCCGUGGGCGCGCCAGGCGGUGCGAUUGGCCGUUGGGCUGCGGGGGGGCCGGGUCCCGGCGGCAGCGGCCUCCCGGGGCUGGGGUCCGUCUCGGCGGCAGCAACGGAAGUCUCGCGAGGGAACGUAGCCGGGAUUUGGCGGCUGGCUGCCUCCCUCUCGCUGGCUGUGAGGAGCUGGUGUUUGUGUGGAAGGGGGAGGAGAAGAAGAAGCGAGAGGAGCCCGAGCCCCACCAUCCGCUAAGGGGAGCGGACCGGAGCCCCCUCGCUGCCCGCGGAGCUCUCUCCCCCUCCUUGCCCCACCAUGGCCUCGGGAGACACCCUGUACAUCGCCACGGACGGCUCGGAGAUGCCGGCCGAGAUCGUGGAGCUGCACGAGAUCGAGGUGGAAACCAUCCCGGUGGAGACCAUCGAGACCACCGUGGUGGGCGGCGAGGAGGACGAGGAAGAGGAGGACGAGGACGAGUGCUGCGAGGAGUGCGGCCCGCACCACCCACCCCAUCACUACCACCACCACCAGCCCAUGAUCGCGCUGCAGCCGCUAGUCUCGGACGGGGACCCUAGCGGGGCGGGCGGCGGCGCGGCCGGUGGCGGCGGGGGACAGCUCCAUCUGCACCACCACCACCAGGAGGUGAUCCUGGUGCAGACCCGCGAGGAGGUGGUCGGGGGAGAUGACUCGGACGGACUGCGGGCCGACGACGGCUUCGAGGAUCAGAUCCUCAUCCCUGUGCCGGCCCCCGCCGGGGAGGACGAGUACAUUGAGCAGACCCUGGUCACCGUGGCCGCUGCCGGCAGCAAGAGCGGAGGCGGCGGGUCCUCCUCGACCGGCGGUGGAGGCCGAGUUAAGAAGGGCGGCAGCGGCAAGAAAAGCAGCAAGAAGAGUUACCUGAGCGGGGGAGGCGGCGGAGGGGCCGAGGGCGGCGGCGGCAGGAAAUGGGAGCAGAAGCAGGUGCAGAUUAAGACCCUGGAGGGGGAGUUCUCGGUCACCAUGUGGGCCUCGGAUGAUAAAAAAGAUAUUGACCAUGAAACAGUGGUGGAAGAGCAGAUCAUUGGAGAGAAUUCUCCUCCAGAUUACUCAGAGUACAUGACAGGGAAGAAACUUCCUCCUGGUGGAAUACCUGGCAUUGACCUCUCAGACCCCAAACAACUGGCUGAAUUUGCUAGAAUGAAACCAAGAAAAAUUAAAGAAGAUGAUGCUCCACGAACGAUAGCAUGUCCUCACAAAGGCUGCACAAAGAUGUUCAGGGACAACUCUGCCAUGAGGAAGCAUCUGCACACUCAUGGCCCUCGAGUACACGUAUGCGCAGAAUGUGGCAAGGCCUUUGUGGAGAGUUCAAAACUAAAGCGACAUCAGCUAGUUCAUACUGGAGAGAAGCCCUUUCAGUGUACAUUUGAAGGAUGUGGAAAGCGUUUUUCACUGGACUUCAAUUUACGCACACAUGUGCGAAUUCAUACUGGCGACAGGCCCUAUGUUUGCCCAUUUGACGGCUGCAAUAAGAAGUUUGCGCAAUCAACUAACCUGAAAUCUCACAUCUUAACACAUGCUAAGGCCAAAAACAACCAGUGAAAGUUGGAGGAGAAAGUUUUUGAACUCAAAGCAUCUUACUUACAGGAGUAUGAAUUGAAAAUAAAUAUGCCUCCCCUUUGUAUAUUGUUUCUAGGAAAGAAUUUUAAAAAAGAACCCUGCAGACCUAAAGGACGUGUUUUGAUAAGUAGUAAAUAAAAAGCAAAAAACCACACAAAAAAACUUUAAGGUAACAUUGCUAAGAUGCUCUACCUUGCUCUGUAAUCCUGUUUCAAAAGAACACGGUGUUUUGUAAAGUGUGGCCCCAACCGGAUGGGUUGGUUCAUGAACUUGCAUCAAAAAAAGACAGUUCUUUAUACAACAGUGCUAAAAUUGGACUUCUUUUCACAUUCUUAUAAAUAUGAAGCUCACCUGUUGCUUACAAUUUUUUAAUUUUGUAUUUUCCAAGUGUGCAUAUUGUACACUUUUUGGGGAUAUGCGUGGUAAUGCUAUGUGUGAUUUUCUGGAGGUUGAUAACAUUGCUUGCGGUAGAUUUUCUUUAAAAGAAUGGGCAGUUACAUGCAUACUUCAAAAGUAUUUUCCUGUAAAGAAAAAGUUAUAUAGGUUUUGUUUGCUAUCUUAAUUUUGGUUGUAUUCUUUGAUGUUAACACAUUUUGUAUAAUUGUAUCGUAUAGCUGUAAUGAAAUAAUGUAGUAUCAAAUAUUAGAUGUGAUUUAAUAGUGUUAAUCAAUUUAAACCCAUUUUAGUCACUUUUUUUUGAGAAAUACUGCCAGAUGCUGAUGUUCAGUGUAAUUUCUUUGCCUGUUCAGUUACAGAAAGUGGUGCUCAGUUGUAGAAUGUAUUGUACAGGCACUGACCUUUUAUUAACACCUGAAAUGUACAUCCCAUGUAAUGGAAAGGGCAACAAUAAAACAGUGGUCCUAAAGAAAGAAUAUGGCAGAAAAUGAUCUGCAAGCACAGUCUAUUUUCUUUUUUUUUGUCUAGAGCAGCCCUAGUUCCUCUUGAUCUCACAGAAAUUGGAAGCUAAAUAAACUCAGGUUUCCUUUAUUCUGCAUUCAAUUGCAAUGAUUUGUAAUUAAAUUACAUAUUGCCAUGUCAGGUGGUAUACCCAUAUGGAAUUGCUGACUGUAAUUCUAAUUUUUGAGUGACCUAGACUUCUGUUAACUGUAGCAGUGGAUUUGGAGGCUUGGCCAUGUAGCGAUGAGUUUUCAGUGUGCCUGGACAAUAGCUAGGUGAAACAGGACGGUAAAUAACUAAUGGGUACCUUUGUUUAGUCAAGGUAAGGGAUCUUACAGGUUUACAUUCAAUAGGAAUACAAAGUCAGGGAACAGUAGGGUUUUGAGUGGUCAUAUCAGAAAAAAAAAAUUGUCUUUUGGCCAACUUACUUGACUGAGUAUAAUGAUGAAAAUUCUUGGAAGCUCAUUGGACACUUUUUACUUCAAAACAGCAGCUUGGAGUUCUCAGAGAACUUGAUGGAGUUUUGAUGGUCUAACUGAAAGUGGUUACUACUCAUUUGAGUGUUCAAAGUAAGAAAUUUACAGAUACUAUAGUAAUAUGUGGCAGAUAAAUAUAAUAUGCACAGAGAUGCAUAAGUAUUAUUUUUUAGAUGCAUGUGGCGUAUUUUAACAUAGUAAAAACUGUUGUCAAUCUUUUGAAUUUUGUUCUUACAAGGUUAAUCAAAUUUUUCAUUGCAAUCUGAGUCCAGUUUGGUGGUAGUGGAAAAGCCAUAGGUAAUAAUGAAACAAUAGUUAAGACCAAGGGAAUUUUCAUCUGAACAUAUGUUAAUCUGAACAGGGCAGCUCUAGUCUGAGGUUAUUAGGAGUAAGGAAAGAUGGGUAUUUAAUUGAUUUAAUUAUAAAGUAUGCUUUGGAACUUUGGCAGUAAUUAUAUAUACAUAAGCAGUUCUUGGAGCAGGACAAUAUACUGAGACUUUUAUAGUUAAAUUCUCUAUACAGUUAAAUUAGUGUCCAUUCUUCUUGGAAGGAAAUAAAAUCAGGCCAGUCUAGUUCUAAAUGACCUUUUUUUUCUUAAACAGUAUAUAUGAUGGUGUUAGGCUUUCUCAGGUUUGCUUUCCUAUGUCAUAAUGGUAUCUGUUUUAUUGAAUUGCAAGGUAAAGAGGUUCCUUGAUGAUGUCAGUGCUUCAUCCUUGGACAUACAUUUGAGACUAAAUUAUUUGUUAAAUAUUUGUUGGAGGUUUAACUUGGAACCGAAACUUUUAUUGCCCUUAGUUAUAUUGCAUCUAAUUACGAAGAGAAAUCUAACAAUUUUCAUCUAGGCUUCAAAUGAAUAGCAUUCAAUACACUCCUGAGUAUAAGUAGUAACAUGAAAGAUUUUGCUUUGUAACUAGCUAAUUUCUUCUUGGGUGUGAAUAAAUUCUUGCAUUAA